UCAACACUCUGUUCCAGCCGCCUCGCCCCUCUCUGCGUCCUCAAACCCUCCAAUCUCGAAUCACCACUGAUCCCGCCGUGCUCGUUCCCGACACAAGUCUCAGUCGCAGCGCAGAAGCCGCUGAGGCAUCGCCGCCCGCCGUCUUGCUCCUCUACUUCCCCCGCCUUCACCGCGCUCGGUCUUACCCCAGAGUGAAGGCCCUCGGGCGACCACCGCAAGCAUGUCCUGGAAACUCACCAAGAAGCUCAAGGAGACGCAUUUGGCCCCAUUAGCGAACACCUUCAGCCGUUCUUCGUCCACCUCGACCAUAGUCGCCGACAGCACACCAAAGCCUUCGAGUACCGCGAGCAGCGCGACUCUCGUCGAUCCGAAGGACCCCAAUGGCAUCGCUGCGUCUGAAGCGAAUGCUGCCCCUCCUCCGCCCCCCUUGAAGCCAGGUAUUCUCAUAGUAACGCUCUACGAGGGCAAAGGCUUCUCCCUCCCUGCGGGUUCCGAGGCUGCCUUUACCACGAGCGGCCACCACCAAGGCUCGCUCUCCACAGGUGGUUUCUCGGUUGCAGGGUCCAUGAGACCCAAUUCGUCAUCACGAAACCAGGGUGGUGUGGUUGGCUCCUAUUCCAGCAAUCGACCGCAGUCCGCAGCUGGAAGCAUCAACGCGGUGCCUACAAUUCACGGCCGCUACUCUUCCAAAUACCUCCCGUAUGCUCUCGUCGACUUUGAUAAGCAGCAGGUCUUCAUCAACGCCGUGCAAGGUACCCCAGAAAACCCGCUCUGGGCAGGGGGAAACACACAGUACAAAUUCGAUGUCUCGCGGACAACUGAACUGAACAUCUCCCUCUAUAUUCGCAAUCCCUCCGCAGCUCCCAAUGCCGGCAGAAACGACGAUAUUUUCAUUGGCACCUGCAAGGUCAACCCCCGCUUCGAGGAGCAACAGCCGUAUGUGGAGGACCAAAAGCUGAGCAAGAAAGAUAAGGAAAAGGCGGCGGCGGCUCAUGCCGAGUCGGAGCGCGGAAAGGCGCAGGCGGGUGCUGAUUGGGUCAGUCUUGGAUAUGGAACAGGUUCUAUGAGGAUCGGCGUCAACUUUGUCGAGAACCGUCAAGACAAACUGACGAUCGAGGAUUUCGAGUUGCUCAAAGUCGUGGGGAAGGGCAGUUUCGGCAAGGUCAUGCAAGUCCAGAAGCGUGACACACAUCGUAUCUACGCGCUGAAGACCAUCCGCAAGGCCCAUAUCAUCUCGCGCUCCGAAGUCGCACACACUCUUGCGGAGCGAUCAGUCCUCGCCCAGAUCAACAACCCGUUUAUCGUACCACUAAAGUUCUCCUUUCAAUCACCCGAGAAGCUCUAUCUCGUCCUCGCUUUCGUCAAUGGCGGUGAACUGUUCCACCAUCUUCAGAAAGAGCAGCGCUUCGACAUCAACCGAGCUCGAUUCUAUGCCGCAGAACUACUAUGCGCUUUGGAGUGUUUGCACGGAUUCAAUGUCAUUUACCGUGACUUGAAGCCAGAAAACAUUCUUCUGGAUUACACGGGGCAUAUUGCACUCUGUGACUUCGGUCUUUGCAAGCUUGACAUGAAGGACGAAGACAGGACCAACACUUUCUGUGGGACCCCAGAAUAUCUGGCUCCUGAGCUCCUCACAGGUGCUGGAUACACCAAGACUGUCGAUUGGUGGACGCUUGGUGUCCUUUUAUAUGAGAUGUUGACAGGUCUGCCGCCCUUCUACGACGAAAACACCAACGACAUGUACCGGAAGAUUCUCACAGAACCCCUACAUUUCCCUGGACCCGAAAUUGUGCCGCCUGCUGCACGCGAUCUCCUCACUCGACUUCUUGAUAGGAACGCAGAGAAGCGUUUGGGUGCCAAGGGUGCCGCGGAGAUCAAGUCUCACUACUUCUUCCACAGCAUUGACUGGCGGAAGCUCUUGGAGCGCAAAUACGAGCCCAGCUUCAAGCCCAAUGUGGUUGAUCAACGGGACACUGCCAACUUUGAUCGAGAAUUCACAUCCGAGGCGCCCACUGACUCGUACGUGGAUGGACCCAUGUUGUCUCAGACAAUGCAACAGCAAUUCGCGGGCUGGUCAUACAACCGACCAGUCGCCGGUCUCGGAGAUGCCGGCGGGAGUGUCAAGGACCCGUCGUUCGAAGGCGUUUCGGAGAGAUAGACACGGCAUUGUGCACAAGCAAUUCAUCACGAUUCCGACGACAUUCGAGGCGCAGAAGCGGCAGUUUACUAUUCACCAGCCACGCUCGCUGCUGGGCAGUCGUGUACGGGAAGACGAUGUUCACAUCACUCGCUGCGCACCACGUGUGCCUACCGCUGCGUGACUUGAAGCUGCGGACAGUUCUUUUCUUUUCUCUUUUGGGCGGGAUCAAUGGCGGGCAGAUCUUCUUGUUCAUGGCGAGAAUUGGGUUUGGCAUUCUGGCGCCGGUAGCAUCUUGAACACUGCUUUCUUGUAACUAUCAAAUCCAACACAAUACUUAGAG
Molecule: messenger RNA, 2480 nt
Organism: Mytilinidion resinicola
Lineage: Eukaryota; Fungi; Ascomycota; Dothideomycetes; Mytilinidiales; Mytilinidiaceae
Product: serine/threonine-protein kinase YPK2/YKR2
Exons: 6
Coding region: 221-2158 (645 amino acids)
Biological process (GO): protein phosphorylation
Molecular function (GO): ATP binding; protein serine/threonine kinase activity
Source: RefSeq, a predicted model, not a curated record